AUGUGGACGGGGGCGCUUAAGGCACAUCAACACCUGCGUACCAUGCGGCGUUGGAAUGAAGCGCGUGUUGGGGUUGGUCAGGACGGCAUGGUGUGCAAUGAGCGGCGUUGUGAGGGGGGCGAGGAUAGUGAUAGAACGACGCAUGCCACAUCUCAUGCACACAUCAGCAUUGAGUGUGACAGGGGGGUAAUGAAACGCUCACGGGAUGUGGCGACAGAAAGUGAUGGUAAUGAUUCGGGCAGUCAAUUGACUCCGCUUCUCGUGGGAUUUACGGGUAGCGCAUCCGUGACGGAAGAGAGAGGCAUGAUGGAAGAAGGCGGUGAUGAUGGUGCGGCCCACAAUGCAGUGGAAAUGGUGUCGCAUUCUACCGAGGUUGCAGUGUGUGAGGUGAUUGUCUUGGAUGAUGACAGUCAAGGCGCUGAGAAAAGCAAUGUACUGUCGUCGAAGAACUCCACUCCAGCGUCUUAUUCGGGGAAACUAGAGCAACUACUCAACUCGGAGAAAUCUGCACUGGUUUCCUCAACACCUAGUGGAGAAUCACCACCGUCUAUGAAAUUAUCCGCGGAGCAGCAUCAUGUCUUUGAUCUUGUUGUAAAGUAUGGCCGAUCUGUUUUUCUUACUGGAGGUGCUGGCACGGGUAAGUCCCACCUUCUUCGAGCCAUUAUUGAAGCAUUGCCGCGGUCUUCUACCUUUGUUACCGCCACCACUGGAAUUGCAGCACUUAACCUUGGAGGAUCCACACUUCAUAGUUUUGCUGGUUGCGGCAUUGUGGACUUUCAGACGCAUAGUGCCGAAGAUGUGUGUGACACGGUGCGUGGCAAGUCAAGGGCAAAGCGAAAUUGGCGAUUCUGCAAGGUGCUGGU
Molecule: messenger RNA, 863 nt
Organism: Trypanosoma cruzi
Lineage: Eukaryota; Euglenozoa; Kinetoplastea; Trypanosomatida; Trypanosomatidae
Product: DNA repair and recombination helicase protein PIF1, putative
Exons: 1
Biological process (GO): DNA repair; telomere maintenance
Molecular function (GO): DNA helicase activity
Source: RefSeq, a predicted model, not a curated record